Messenger RNA from Erigeron canadensis, 1904 nucleotides. RefSeq lists its product as uncharacterized. The transcript is spliced from 7 exons. Gene Ontology annotation, molecular function: polyamine binding. Gene Ontology annotation, biological process: polyamine transport. The record is from RefSeq and is a predicted model, not a curated record. Lineage: Eukaryota; Viridiplantae; Streptophyta; Magnoliopsida; Asterales; Asteraceae. Gene Ontology annotation, cellular component: periplasmic space. Bases 40 to 1623 code for a protein of 527 amino acids.
UGUAUACACACCAUAAAGAAAAGAAACCACACAUAAAGAAUGUCUAUGUUGCACACGUCACUUAUCGACCACCCCUUUCCUCACCGGAUAUCUUACUCCCCGUCGGUAUCCAUUCCCGUCACAUCUUCUCGCCGGAAUCUCACCGUCCGUUCAUCAAAUGUCGACCAACCACAGCCGUCUAUUUCACACAAUCUCAUCCCAACACUUGCUACUUCUGCUGCCUUACUAUUUCUAACUUUGGGCGGUGUUCGGAGCUCCGCCUGUUUUGCUGCAACCGCCAGCCGUCUUCCUCCGCCUGUAUCCGUCGUCGGUGACCACAUAUUGGUUGAUAAUUCUUCACUUCAAGCCGGUGAAGAUAUUGGAGAAUAUGAUAGUGAAGAAUUGAAAGCUGCAUUCGAGAGUUUCAAAUCAAAAACUUAUGCUCUUACUGUUCCAUUGAGAAUUGUUGCUCUCCGCAACUCUGUCCCUCCUUUAUGGAUUAAGAAUUUCAUACAAUCUCAAGGAAAGAGAGUGAAGUUCCAUCUUGAAUUUCGUGGAACCAUUGGGGAUAUCUUUUCUGAACUGUCGAAAAAUAUUGGUAAAGGAAGUAUAUCUUCUAAAUCUGCUGGGGCUGCUGAUAUUGUAUCUCUCGGUGAUUCUUGGGUUAAUUUUGCAAUUAGUGAGAAACUAAUAGAACCAAUACAAGGGGUUGAUGGUCAAGAUUGGUUCCACACGCUAAGUGACAAGUGGAAGGUGUAUUUGCGCAGGAAUAAGGAAGGAAACCCAGAUGCCCAAGGUGAGAUAUACGCUGUUCCUUAUCGAUGGGGAAGCAUGGUAAUAGCUUACAGGAAAAGCAAAUUUCGACAACAUAAUUUGGCUCCUAUUGAGGACUGGGCAGACCUGUGGCGACCAGAUCUUGCUGGGAAGAUUGCAAUGGUGGAUUCUCCGAGGGAGGUCAUUGGUGCAGUUCUGAAAUACUUGGGAGCAUCAUACAAUACAGGCAACAUCGAUUCUGAAGUUGCUGGUGGAAGGAAUGCUGUCAAGGAUGAACUUGCUUCAUUUAGAAAGCAGGUUCGUCUUUUUGACAGUGCAAACUAUCUUAAAGCAUUUAGCGUUGGUGACCUUUGGGUGGCUGUUGGGUGGAGCAGUGAUAUUGUUCCUGCUGCCAAACGCUUGACAGAUGUUGCUGUUAUUGUUCCAAAGUCGGGAGCUAGUUUAUGGGCUGAUUUAUGGGCAAUACCAGCUGCUUCAGGCACCGCUGAUGACGAACUUGGUGGACGAGUUAGAGGACCAUCUCCACUUGUACACCAAUGGUUACAUUUCUGUUUGCAAACUCAAAGAGCAUUACCUUUUGAAGAGGAGAUUGUUGCCGGUGCAUCACCAUCCGCUCUCGACAACUCCCCUGUCCCAAAGCCUAAUUAUCUGAGCAAAAAUAAACCGAAGCUGGAUACAAACCUUGUUUCUGGAGUACCCCCGCCUGAUAUAUUACCAAAGUGUGAGUUUUUGGAGCCUUUAUCGGAUGCUGCAUCCAUAGACUAUCAGUGGUUAAUAGCUAGUAUGCACGCCCCUGCUCAUGGAUUCAUUCAUAAAUUUCAGAAUUGCAUGUCCUGGGCAUCAAAAGUCCUACAGACCAAGUUAUUGUAGCUCUAUCUAUCAUUGUAAUUUUUCACAUGAUGUCCAUAAUUUUUGGCAUUAGUUAUACCUCCAAAUUGGCUUGAAAGCCCGAGUUGUGAAGGCAUUAAAAUAUCACUCGUCUCUGUAUGAACUUUGCUCAUGGGCUUGUGGUCCUUGCAAGGGAGUUGUGCACGUAAUUUUCUACCAGGUCGUGCUUGCUCUACAGAAUUUUACUUGAGAUCUUGCGAAAAAAUUGUAUGUCGGGGGCCAUUUAUGUCUCUUGGCUUUGUUUUAAAGUUUGCUUUUCUAUA